CAUGGAAGUUCUUUGUUACAGGAACUGCAGCUCUUGGCGACUUCAAGGGCUUGUUGGCAACAGCAUCUGUAGGUUUUUCUAUUUUGCAUUAGCAGGUUCUAGGUCGGGGGGGGCUGAGGUUUUUCUUGUAAAUGUGAAUGUUCUACAAAGAGCUCCCGCAGGACUGCUUUUGCUUCCCUGAGUCAGAUGUGAAUCUGUUCAUGUGUUGCCAUGGGCUUUGGGAAGAGGCGGCAUCCAUGGAAAGGUCAAAACCCCAAAGAAAUUAGAAAACCAGUUUGUAAGAACAACAUAGGAAAAUACGCUGUCGUGGGAGGUUUUGAGAAGCAAUAACUCAGAGUGAAUGCAGGCUGGGAUGUGGAAAAAGGAGAAAAGGUGCUUGAGGAAAAAGUGCUGUGAUGAGCAGCACUGAGAUUUUGGGGAGAUUGUGAGCUUUUGGCUUUUUAUUUUAGUGACCGGAGGAGCAUCCUGGCAAAGCACCGUCACAGAGAAGGACCUGGCGGGUCCCUGGUGCCGUGCUGCAGUCUCCAGGUGUUCUUGACCCUGCUCGCCUUGUUGCUGGUGGAGUUGAGGGAUGUGCUUGUCCCUAGAGGGUGCUGCUGUCCCCUCGGUGGCACCAGGGAUAGCGGAAGCUCUUCAGGAUGCAGGCGAAGAGUCGACUGCUGUAAUGAUGCCAUCGCAGCAGAGAGCGGAGGAAGGGACCAGUUUUAGCCUCAAGUGCAUUAAAGAUAAAAAGGUCCCCAUCGGGGUCACCGUGGUCGUAGCAGCGUUGCUUCUCACCAUAAUCGCGCUGGCGGCUAAGAAAUGCCCGUCCUGUCCAUCCUGCUCCUCUCCUGUCCUUCCCAGCUGCCUGGAAAAUGGGAUCGGGUACAGGGAGAAGUGCUUUUACUUUGUGGAGGACGAAACGGACUGGAACAGGAGUCAGAUCUUUUGCCGUUCUCUCGGAGCCCAUUUGGCCACCAUUGACACCCAGGAGGAGCUGCAUUUCCUCUUGCGCUAUGGGAGUUCCUUGCACUACUGGAUCGGUCUCCACAGGGAAGGCUCUGGACCUUGGAAAUGGUCCAACGGGUCUCUCUUCAGCAAUGGGUUCGAGGUCCGGGGCAAGGGCCAAUGUGCCUAUAUCGAUGCUGACGGGAUCAGCAGCGACUGGUGCUCCCAGAUGAAAUACUCUGUCUGCAACCACCCGCAAAAGCACCCCAGUGGGAUUCAGAAGGAUUCGGAAAUCAUUCUGAAUUUCACCUGAAAUUUCCCCGUCGGCAGAGAAGAUCAACCACAAGCUGCUAUUAACCCUACGCAACAUGGUAGUGAGCGUCUCCCAACGGCACAGAUUUGUUUUAAUUUUAGCUUACAAAAGCAGAAACUCCUCAUGACAAUGACACAGAGCCGUGACCAAAGGAUCCUUACUUUAGUCUGACCGCUAGAGUCUUUCCAGUUUUGCAGACUUGGGAAUAUUGAAGAGGCUUGGAAAACUCCCUGCUUUGCUGGCAGCUGCCGUGCUGCAAAGCUCAGUCCUGCUGGUUUUGGUGUCUUUGUUCUUUGGUGGAUUUGGAGAAGUUGGAGGUGAGGGGCAGAAAUGCAAAGUGGAGAAACGAAACAGAAUUGCUUCCACGUUCUCCCCGGCCAAUGCUUGGGAGAAGACCCCAGCCUCGACAAGGAGCCACCGAACCGCUGCUCUGGGAUGUGUUCUGGCGUCCUGGCGAGAUGCCUGGUACCGAGUCUGUCCCCGUUGUUAAUUGUGUCACUGUGAGAGACUGAAAGCGUUAACGUCUCAAACGUUGUG
Molecule: messenger RNA, 1777 nt
Organism: Harpia harpyja (harpy eagle)
Lineage: Eukaryota; Metazoa; Chordata; Aves; Accipitriformes; Accipitridae
Product: C-type lectin domain family 2 member A-like
Exons: 6
Coding region: 572-1240 (222 amino acids)
Source: RefSeq, a predicted model, not a curated record